Molecule: messenger RNA, 862 nt
Organism: Cynoglossus semilaevis (tongue sole)
Lineage: Eukaryota; Metazoa; Chordata; Actinopteri; Pleuronectiformes; Cynoglossidae
Gene: mrps11
Product: mitochondrial ribosomal protein S11
Exons: 7
Coding region: 206-790 (194 amino acids)
Biological process (GO): translation
Cellular component (GO): ribosome
Molecular function (GO): structural constituent of ribosome
Source: RefSeq, a predicted model, not a curated record
AAAUAAAUUCCACACAAUUAACGCCCACCAUUAAAGCUUUAUUUAUCAACGCACUUGCUGUAUUUUUAUAUAAUCGAAUUGCUCGUGUUGGUUUUCUAUGCCCAGAAAGAAAACGAAGUGGUAUGGUCUUUAGUCGUAGCAACAUCCUCAAUGUCACGUUUGUUAUGCGAAAAGUAGCAUAGUGUCUACCCUUAUACUUGUUAACAUGUUCACAUUUAAUACUGUAUUAUUUGGCUCUAUUAGUAACGUAUGUCGCCAACUAGUUUCGUCUGUGAAUACAAGUGGUAGCGCGCUGGGGCUGCAACGAACACUGUGUAGCAGCGCUGUCAGACUCCAGGAGAGCUCAGCGACCACUACUGCCAAACAGCCAACGAAAGAUCCAUUAAGACGUUUACCUCCACUACCGUGUGACGAAAGUCCUCUGAGGUGGGCAGGACAGAAGUAUGAAGAGUUACCGAUCAUCCACAUUAAGGCCACAUAUAACAACACACACAUCCAGCUGACAGACGGCGUGGGAAAGUCAUUAACGAGGACUUCGUGCGGUGCCGAGGGUUUUAAGAACAUCAAGCGGUCGACCCCAGUAGCUGCUCAGACUACAGGCAUUGCUACAGCCAUGAAAGCCGCAUCAAAAGGAGUAACGUUUGUCCGUGUUGUUGUCAAAGGCAUCGGUCCUGGGCGACAGGCUGCCAUUAAAGGGUUGGCAAUGGGAGGCCUGAAAGUGGUUUCCAUCACAGACAACACACCUGUGCCACACAAUGGAUGCCGCCCACGCAAAGCCAGAAGGAUGUGAUUUGUGAACAAAGAUGUGCUGCAAAAGUUGUUGUUGUCACUGUUGGAUAAUAAAGUGUUUUUUUUCCCUGCU